AUGAAGUUCACUAUCUGGUCGAGCCUACUGGCACUGUCGGAUGCCCUGGUACUCCCUGGCUCCCUCCAGCAACGUAGCAACUUCGCUCAUCCAGGACUCCUUCACACAGCAGCCGAUUUUUCUAGAAUCACCAGCAAGGUCAACAGCAAGGCCGAACCAUGGCUCACCGGAUGGAACAAGCUGACCAGCAGCUCGUACCGGUCGCUGAGCUACACCCCCAGUCCGCAGGCGAUCGUGUACCGCGGCGAUGACGGGACUCACACGCAGAACUAUGCGUCGCUGUAUAGGGACAUUGCAGCUGCCUAUGUCACGGCCAUCUACUGGAAAGUGACUGGUGACACGGCCUAUGCGGACAAAGCAAUCAGCAUCCUCGACGCCUGGGCUUCCACGCUGACGGGCAUAUCUGGAUCGUCGGACAAGUUCCUGGCUGCCGGGAUUUACGGCUACGAGAUAGCCAAUGCUGCGGAGAUUAUGCGAACAUACACAGGCUGGUCUGCGCAGAAUGUCGCCAAGUUCCAGGACAUGAUGCUCAAGGUGUUCUACCCGCUCAACCACAUCUUCCUGGAGCAGCACAACGGUGCCGCCAUCGACCAUUACUGGGCGAACUGGGACUUGUGCAAUAUCGCCUCCGUAAUCUCCAUCGGGGUGCUGACAGAUAACCACACCAUGUACGACGAGGGCGUUAACUACUUCAAGACCGGGGCCGGAAAUGGACAGAUAGAAAAGAUGAUCUGGAAGCUGUACCAGGUCGACGGACAGACUCUGGGACAGGGACAGGAAGCGGGCCGGGACCAGGGCCAUGCGAUGCUGGAUUUCGCUCUGUUGGGAGUUAUUGCCCAAACGGCUUAUAACCAAGGCGAUGACUUGUUUGGAUAUUUGGACAAUCGCAUUCUUGCCGGAGCCGAGUACGUCGCCAAGUACAAUCUGGGCAAUGAUGUGCCCUAUACGACCUACACCAACAGUGACGUUACUCAAACCGUCAUCAGUAGCGCCAGCCGUGGAGACAUCCGCCCCAUGUGGGAACUCCUUUACAACCAUUACGGAGUGCUGAAGCGGUUGGACGUCACGUACACCAAGCAAUAUCGCGACCUGGUGGUGAAAAAUGGCUCCGGUGCCGAAGGGGGCGGAGGAAACUACGGACCGAACAGUGGAGGGUACGAUCAGCUCGGAUAUGGAACUUUGAUGUAUACGUUGUAG
Aspergillus udagawae is the source of this 1197-nucleotide messenger RNA. RefSeq names its product putative GPI anchored protein. The record is from RefSeq and is a predicted model, not a curated record. Lineage: Eukaryota; Fungi; Ascomycota; Eurotiomycetes; Eurotiales; Aspergillaceae. Gene Ontology annotation, molecular function: lyase activity. The coding region runs from base 1 to 1197 and encodes 398 amino acids. The transcript is spliced from 2 exons. Gene Ontology annotation, cellular component: periplasmic space.